Oncorhynchus nerka (sockeye salmon) is the source of this 4244-nucleotide messenger RNA. RefSeq names its product zinc finger protein 501-like. Gene Ontology annotation, cellular component: nucleus. The transcript has 3 exons. Gene Ontology annotation, molecular function: DNA-binding transcription factor activity, RNA polymerase II-specific; RNA polymerase II cis-regulatory region sequence-specific DNA binding. NCBI's taxonomy places the organism in Eukaryota, Metazoa, Chordata, Actinopteri, Salmoniformes, Salmonidae. The coding region runs from base 1 to 1380 and encodes 459 amino acids. Gene Ontology annotation, biological process: regulation of transcription by RNA polymerase II. The record is from RefSeq and is a predicted model, not a curated record.
AUGACAAACCCAGCCUGCCUCUCUCCUUCCACACUGAGUCCAAACCUACAGUCACUGGGUCCUGAUUGUGACAGUGGAGCCCAGUUUGCACUGCAGGAUCCAGAAAUGGCAUCAGUGAAGGUGGAAGACUACAGUCAAACACUGGAGCUGAAUGUCAACAUUAAAGAUGAAGAAGAGGAGGAGAAGAUUGGGGAAUCUGUUUCUCAUGACAGAAGAGGACCGGCCACCCCUUUGAGCCUGGUUCCUCUCUGUUUCCUCCAAGGUUCCUGCUUUCUAGGGAGUUUUUCGUGGCCAUUGUGCUUCUACAUCUGCAUUGCUUGCUCUUUGGGGAUUUCGGGAGACCAUGUUGAGACAUUCUCUACAUCCAGAGAGCAUCAGCAGGAAGAUCACAGAGCAAAGAUGUCUCACCACUGCACACAUUGUGAGGAGAUUUUCCCAUUUCUAUCAAAGCUAAAAAUACACCUAAAAAUACACACAGGAGAAAAGCUUUACUCCUGCUCUGAAUGUGGAAAAUGCUUGAAAACAUCAACUAAACUAAAAGUUCAUCAGAGAACACACACAGGAGAGAAGCCUUACUCAUGUUCUGAAUGUGGAAAAUGCUUGAAAACAUCAACUAAACUAAAAGUUCAUCAGAGAACACACACAGGAGAGAAGCCUUACUCAUGUUCUGAAUGUGGAAAAUGCUUCAAAACGUCAACUGCGCUAAAAGUUCAUCAUGGAACACACACAGGAGAGAAGCCUUACUCCUGCUCUGAAUGUGGGGCGAGUUUCUCUAAUCGGUACACCUUAAAACGACAUGAACGUAUACACACAAGAAAGAAGCCUUACUCCUGCUCUGAAUGUGGAAAGAGUUUCUCUCAACUGGGUACCUUAAAACGACAUGAACGUAUACACACAGGAGAGAAGCCUUACUCCUGCUCUGAAUGUGGAAAGAGUUUCUCUCAACUGGGUACCUUAAAACACCAUGAACGUAUACACACGGGAGAGAAGCCUUACUCCUGCUCUGACUGUGGGGCGAGUUUCUCUCGUCCGGACACCUUAAAACAACAUGAUUGUAUACACACAGGCGAGAAGCCGUACUUCUGCUCUGACUGUGGAAAGAGUUUCCGUCAACUGGGUAACUUAAAAAAACAUGAACGUAUACACACAGGAGAGAAGCCUUACUCCUGCUCUGACUGUGGAAAGAAUUUCUCUCACCUGGGCACCUUAAAACAACAUGAACGUAUACACACAGGAGAGAAGCCUUACUCCUGCUCUGACUGUGGAAAGAGUUUCUCUCAACUGGGCACCUUAAAACAACAUGAACGUAUACACAAAGGAGAGAAGCCUUACUCCUUUUCUGACUGUGGGGAAAGUUUCUCUCGUCCGGACACCUUAUAAUGACCUGAACAUACACACACUGGAGAGAAGCCUACUCCUGCUCUGACUGUGGAAAGUGUUUCUCUUGAAUGUGCCAUUUAAAAAGACACCAAAGGAAACACGAGAGGAGCCUUACCACUGAUCUGACUGUAGAAAAUGUUAAAACACCAGCUGAGCUUAAAGGUCAUUAGAGAAAAGACAAAGGAGAGAAGCCUUAUUUCCGCUCUCAAUGUGGCAAGAGUUUUUCCCAAUUGGGCAAUGUAAAAACACACCAACGGAUACACACUUCAGAGAAGCCUUAUCACUGCACUGACUGUGGGAAGAGGUUCUACAGAUUGGGUCAUUUAAAAAGACACAAAUGUAUACAUAAAGGACAGGCCUCAUCAGUUCUCUCAGACCAGCUAAGAUUAGACACUCCAUUUAAUUCUCAUGUCAUUAAAUAAUUGGCAACGUUGAAUUUGAUCAAAUGAAGAAAGUGUAGAACACUAUUGUAAUCCUAUAGUUUCUCACUGUGAGAGAACAAUGCAGAGGAAAGGGAGCAUUAUAGAAUGUUAGUCUCUCUUUACUGAUCAGUGUGCACCUUGUCAGUUUUGGUGUGAGAGAGAAUAAAGUAGACGGCGCACGUCAAACGUUUGAUUUAUGACCCUAUGUCCGGAUGACGUGUGCAUGCCCAUAUUUGGGCAUCCGGUAAGGACAUCCUGGCGGGAAGUGAUCACGUGGUUAUGCCCAUAUAUGUUUAUCCUGUUCCUGUUCUCACGCCUUGGAGUGAGUGCGACAAUAUGUAUAUAAUGCCUUUGAAGUUGUCAUGAUGAUUGAUGUCUAGUGACCUCUUUGAACUGGGGGGGAUGACCAUUUCAAAGAGUUUGACCCCCCCACCCCCUGUUUUAUUGACCUUAGGGUUGUUGUCUAUGAAACACGAAUGUCCUGGGGUAUUGGGGUUGGCAGACGCCUUAUAAAUAAAGCCCAGAACAAGACAUGUGUCCCCAGAACACUAAACAAGAUUUUUUAAAUCAGCAUGGAUUUUGUGAUCAGUGGCAAAGCUGUGAUGACUGUAACAAUGGAAGCAGGACCUCGGUUGAAACAUCGAGAAAGGGCCAAGUAUCAAGCCACAAUAUACGAUGUGCCAAAAAAAGCGGUUUCUAAGUGUGUAUAGAACCCAAAUACCGCCCGCAACUACGCUGAAAGAUCAAGUGCUGAUGUCUAAUGGACAUCAAUCGGGGUAUCGGUUUGAUUACCUGGCCUGUAGAGUGAACCUCUAUACGGUAGCCUAAGGAGAAGAAUAUACAGACCAGACUUUAGGAGUGGACUAUGGGCUUGAAGACUGGACGGUUUUUCGCAAGGUUGUGUGUCCCGAACUGAGCCUUAUCACCAAGGGGUAUAGCUUGUUCAAGGUGCCCAUGACUCCUCAGGAAGAAUAAUUCACAGGGUGAAAAUACAAAGAAAGAAUGGACUUCCAUGUGGCUACGUGGAGUUCUAUUUCGGCAACGAGGAAACCCGCAACCAAAACAUUUUUGAUGGUGGUGAUUUUAGGUUGCGCAUGCUUAUUCCUUUUCAAAUUUGGGAUCUAAUGGAAUUGAAAAUGUUCCAGCUGUUGGACGCUCUCUUUGUACAGAGCCAACAGCGGCAGAGCAUUGUUCAUGUAAAGAAGUGCAUAAUAUAUACGAAUCUGAGGAUUAUGAUUCAAAGGAGCCCCAAGAAGGUACAUCCUCAGAAGGGACAGCCUCCGAAGAAAACUAAGUACGCGGUUGCGUUAACCACGCCCUGAUACCCAAAGGACUGGUUCAACAAUAAAAGGAGUGCCCUUAAAGCCUCCAGUUCUUAAUUUCAUCAUACACCAUGGAUAUUCAUACAACAUACCAGGACUCCGAUACGACAUGGGGGCCAGACCCUAAGGACUUUAUGCCUGGCGAGACCCACGACACCCCCUACAUGUACACAGUCUGAGGACGUGUUUGAUGGGGUAGUCAGUACUAUUUUUGUGGACACCAUCAAAGCCUCUGUAGCCACACUUCUAGACGUGGUGAUUGGAGAAUAUAUAAGAGAGAAAUGCAUCGGUUGUGAGAUCAAUCACCCCAGCAAGCGCCGUAUAUGACCCGCCAAGAUACUACUUCUUCAACCAAUUUGAGGAGCUGGUGAAAAGACUGUGGUCCUGCAGGUUUAUACCAUCGCUGGUCAGAGCCCUGGAAUCUAUGGGUCUUGUGCCGUCUAUCCCCAGAGUUUACUUGGUAACCACGGCAUUCCUACAUGAACUGAAGGAGGCAAUCUACAUCCACGAUAAACUCAAAGAAAUCCGACACACCCUGUUGGACGACAAUAAAUACCGGGAAGCUGUGGUGGCUGAUGUGAUGACUUUCUGGCUCAAUAAACCCCAAGAGACCGAGUGACAUUUUGUUAUUUAGAUGUAAUGCAAUGGGCAACUAUGUGUAUACGAUGUUAGAGAUAAUAAAUAAAUGUCUUCUUUUGAGAGAACUUACAAAUGUUAUGCAUCAGAUUAUUGAAAAUAAAGUGAACGAUGUAUCAUUCUACACAACACACAAUGCCUGGGUUAAUGUAGAGCGUGUGCUGAAAAUGGAACAAAUCAUGAAUCAUGUUGUGGAUGAUUCUGAAGAACUAGAAACAACUUUGUCUAAGAUUUUACUUUAUUUGUUUGAAACACCAUUUAAUUGUAACGUGUAUCAUAUUUGUUGUUUAUAUGCUUAUAUAUUGGACAUUUGUGUUUUCAAAGUUCAGCGACACAAGUCUGUAAAUCAAAACCAAAUAUACAGGGUGUUGCAUGCUGUGAUCGUUGAGAAAUCUGGGACACGUAUCCUGCAAAGAAUCCUGAAUUGUCUGUUUACGUAAUACUUGAUGCAUGAAUAAAAUAAAAUUCUAUAAUGAAAAUGAAA